Molecule: messenger RNA, 1973 nt
Organism: Drosophila rhopaloa
Lineage: Eukaryota; Metazoa; Arthropoda; Insecta; Diptera; Drosophilidae
Exons: 3
Coding region: 62-1828 (588 amino acids)
Biological process (GO): intracellular transport
Source: RefSeq, a predicted model, not a curated record
AAGAAAAAAGGAUUUCCUUCACAUUGACUCAACACUCAAUAAGCUAUUACCAGCUUAGACAAUGUUGCACAACCAAGUGGAUGGAUCCAAUGCAGUUGGGCAAACUGAGGCAAUUGCAGUUGAGAGCUUGCAAUCGGAUGUCAAAAUCAAGUGUCCCGGGUUGAACCUUCAGUCAUCCGAAGGCGAAACUACUUUGCCCGACCUCCCGACCACGGACUUAAUUCAACAAUUGGAAAGCAGUCGAGAUGAGUCCUUCGAAGUGGAUUGCAGCCUGCCAAGCUUACCGCUUGAUACUCUUUUGUCACCUUUUAAUAUCAUCGAACAGUUGCGUAAGCAAAGUGAGCCAUUUCAUUGUGGCUUUGGCGAACUUUCCUUUUUUGGCGGUCCAGAACCAAUUGAGUCUGAUAAUUCCAAAGAAUGCCAUAACACAAUGCCGUACUUCAUUCCGGAAUUGGAAAUGGCCUGUGCCGGUUCAGAAGUUGAGCAAAUAGAAGGAGUAACAUUAGCUGAGAAUGAGGAGCCAACUGCACCGGAAAUAAAACUACCAGAAACAGAACUUUUCAAAGAACCUAUUUUAGCAGGAAUCAAUGAAACAAAUUUGCAUCUAUUCGAAGAGCAAAAUUCCACAAAGUUAGAAGAAUUUAAAUUACCAGGGAUUGAAAAUAUAAAUUUACCUAGAAUUGAAGAAUCUACUCUGCCAGGAAUCGAAGAAAUAAAUGAAUCAAAAAAUCAGCAACCAAAUUCCCAAGAGAAACAAAUUUCUCCCGCCGAACUACAACCAAAAUCAGCUGGUUUUCUGUCUCCAAUAGCUUUACAGAUCGAAGAACUGAUUGCUCCAUUAGUCGAAAUAACCAAGCCAGAUUAUAAGUUUGGUGUAAUUAGUUCUUUGAUAGGGAACAAGUCAACUUGGUCACCUAGUGUCAGACUUUCGUUUGGCGAUAGAAUAACGAGGAGGACGAAACAACGCUCCAAGGAGAUAAUUCAACAGGAGGCCUCCAGAUCGCUUAAGGCACUCAUUUUGAGCGUAACUAUGCUCAAAAGGUUGGAGGAAUCUUUUAAUGACAAUUCCUAUAAAAACAGAUUGAACCGAUUUGAAAGGAUCAAGAGCUCGUUAAACUUCUCAAGAGUGUUUAGGCAGAACAUAUUUCAACUGACUUCGGUUGCAGAGAGCAGUAACAAAGAAAUUCAAGACAAUUCAAUGGCCUGUGGAGAACCCAUGGUGAGAAGUCCGAGCAUAGAACCAUUCCCUAUACUAUACAGAUUAGAUGCUAGUGAAGGAUUGUCAUGUAAUGGCUUGAAUGUGAGCAAGGAUUCUGUAUUCAGUGAGAUAUCCGAAAGCGACGAAUCGGAAGUACAGAAUAAGCUUUCUCUGGAAGAAAUUAGAUUAACAAAAACAAUGGCCGAUCUGGCGGACAUUACAAAAAAUGGAAGGACAAUGUUUAGCCAACCUGUGAGGCUUUUCUGUUUCAAUAAGUUGAAGGAGUGGAAACGGCAAGGUAAAGUACCAGGUUCCGUUGCCAGUCCUUACCGUUCCCCAUCCUUCUCAGGCGAGGGUCAAAUCGAGAUCUUGGAGCACCGCGGAAUGUACUACAUAAUACUCCAUGACAGGGUCACCGGUGAACUGAUCAUCUACAUGCGGGUGGACGAAAAGUGGCGCAUCGACUACAUGUCCAACAGUUCGUACAGCUGCCGCUGGACCAACAUCAAUUACGCCUCCUGCCGCAAGGGAAUCCUGGAGAGGAUCGCCUGCUCCUUCCGAGAACCCAGCCAUGCCGCCGAGUUCGUCGCCAGGGUCCGGAACAGUGCGAUCCAAUCCCGCUUCGAAUAGUGUUCUGAAUUCAACCAUUUCUGUUCUCCAGCAUUUUAGUUGAUUUCCUAGUGAAAUCCAUGAUGUUUAUUUUAUGUUUGGGGGCUUACUACAAGCUGAUGAUAAAUUUUUGUGGCAUCUUUAAAUAUAUUUUGUAAAUAUUGUG